AUGAGCGCGGACUGCACGAGCUACUACAACGCAGAGAAAGUGCUCGUAAACGAGUUCACGUGCCCUAAACCGGACAGCGAUGCACGAGCGCUUUUCUGUUGCGGCUUCAAUGACAUGAAAUACUGUUGUGAUGACCCCAACAGUUUUUUCCCAUAUGAGUAUGGAUACAUGUGGUGGUUGAGGUAAGAAGAAGAAUGUAACUAUGCUAAUGUAUAGGGAAUGCACAUGACACUUUGCACUGCACUCUUUAUUUUAUACAGUGAAUCCCUCUCUAGCAACUCCCAAAUGUUAUAGGUGUAGUGGUGUAUUGGUGUAUUGAUGAAAAGGUGUAUUGGUGUAUUGGUGAAAAGCAACUACAAUCCUAGAAGCCAUGCAUCAAUGUCUCCAUCAUGAUCAACACAUCACAGGAAGGUGCUUGUUGUAUUAUGUGAACCUAUAAGUGAAAAUGAAUGCUGUCAUGUCACAACAUUAACAUAUUCAUAUAAAACAAAUCUAAUGAUGAUGCAGCCAGUGGAUUUGAGAAUGAGAACACACUCAUUUACAGCGACCUGUGCAGUAUUGCAGUUGAGGAGAGGUGAAGACUUCAAUAAGUAAAUUAGUAGGAGCUGUGGAUAAUUAGGUGCUCUUCAUAUUAUGAGGAACCAGAUCUGAGUGUCUACAAAAAUGCAUUGAAAUAUCAGAGAAUAGCCUACCGGAGUCAAAGUGCUAAACUUGAAGGGAAUUUCGUGUAUGGGUCUUUCUUUAUUGAAUUUCAACUUUAUGUCACAAAUAGGUCUGCAAAAUGCAUUGACAUAUGAAAUUGGUGUUCCAGUGACAGUAACGUUCCAUAAACACUUUCCAUUAACACUUAAUUUGACUUUUAGCCAGUGAUACAAAAGCUAUUUAUUUUAAUUUUAAUUUUAUUUUAUUUAACCUUUAUUUAACCAGGUAAGCCAGUUGAGAACAAGUUCUCAUUUACAACUGCGACUUGGCCAAGAUAAAGCAGUGCGAUUAAAAACAACAACACAGAGUUACAGUGAGGGAAAAAAGUAUUUGAUCCCCUACUGAUUUUGUAAGUUUGCCCACUGACAAAGACAUGAUCAGUCUAUAAUUUUAAUGGUAUGUUUAUUUGAACAGUGAGAGACAGAAUAACAACAACAAAAUCCAGAAAAACGCAUGUCAAAAAUCUUAUACAUUAAUUUGCAUUUUAAUGAGGGAAAUAAGUAUUUGACCCCUCUGCAAAACAUGACUUAGUACUUGGUGGCAAAACCCUUGUUGGCAAUCACAGAGGUCAGACGUUUCUUGUAGUUGGCCACCAGGUUUGCACACAUCUCAGGAGGGAUUUUGUCCCACUCCUCUUUGCAGAUCUUCUCUAAGUCAUUAAGGUUUCGAGGCUGAUGUUUGGCAACUCGAACCUUCAGCUCCCUCCACAGAUUUUCUAUGGGAUUAACGUCUGGAGACUGGCUAGGCCACUCCAGGACCUUAAUAUGCUUCUUCUUGAACCACUCCUUUGUUGCCUUAGCCGUGUGUUUUGGGUCAUUGUCAUGCUGGAAUACCCAUCCACAACCCAUUUUCAAUGCCCUGGCUGAGGGAAAGAGGUUCUCACCCAAGAUUUGACGGUACAUGGCCCCGUCCAUCGUCCCUUUGAUGCGGUGAAGUUGUCCUGUCACCUUAGCAGAAAAACACCCCCAAAGCAUAAUGUUUCCACCUCCAUGUUUGACGGUGGGGAUUGUGUUCUUGGGGUCAUAGGCAGCAUUCCUCCUCCUCCAAACACGGCGAGUUGAGUUGAUGCCAAAGACCUCGAUUUUGGUCUCAUCUGACCACAACACUUUCACCCAGUUCUCCUCUGAAUCAUUCAGAUGUUCAUUGGCAAACUUCAGACGGGCCUGUAUAUGUGCUUUCUUGAGCAGGUGGACCUUGCCGGCGCUGCAGGAUUUCAGUUCUUCACGGCAUAAUGUGUUACCAAUUGUUUUCUUGGUGACUAUGGUCCCAGCUGCCUUGAGAUCAUUGACAAGAUCCUCCCGUGUAGUUCUGGGCUGAUUCCUCACCGUUCUCAUGAUCAUUGCAACUCCACGAGGUGAGAUCUUGCAUGGAGCCCCAGGCUGAGGGAGAUUGACAGUUAUUUUGUGUUUCUUCCAUUUGCGAAUAAUCGCACCAACUGUUGUCAUCUUCUCACCAAGCUGCUUGGUGAUGGUCUUGUAGCCCAUUCCAGCCUUGUGUAGGUCUACAAUCUUGUCCCUGACAUCCUAGGAGAGCUCUUUAGUCUUGGCCAUGAGGGAGAGUUUGGAAUCUGAUUGAUUGAUUGCUUCUGUGGACAGGUGUCUUUUAUACAGGUAACAAGCUGAGAUUAGGAGCACUCCCUUUAAGAGUGUGCUCCUAAUCUCAGCUCGUUACCUGUAUAAAAGACAUCUGGGAGCCAGAAAUCUUUCUGAUUGAGAGGGGGUCAAAUACUUAUUUCCCUCAUUAAAAUGGAAAUCAAUUUAUAACAUUUUUGACAUGCGUUUUUCUGGAUUUUUUUGUUGUUAUUCUGUCUCUCACUGUUCAAAUAAACCUACCAUUAAAAUUAUAGACUGAUCAUUUCUUUGUCAGUGGGCAAACAUACAAAAUCAGCAGGGGAUCAAAUACUUUUUUCCCUCACUGUACAUAUGGGGUUAAACAAAACGUAAAGUCAAAAAAUACAACAGAAAAUAUAUAUACAGUGUGUGCAAAUGUAGCAAGUUAUGGAGGUAAGGCAAUAAAUAGGCUAUAGUGCAAAAUAAUUACAAUUAGUAUUAACACUGGAAUGAUAAAUAUGCAAGAGAUUAUGUGCAAAUAGAGAUACUGGGGUGCAAAUGAGCAAAAUAAAUAACAAGAUAGGGAUAAGGUAGUUGGGUGGGCUAAUUUCAGAUGGGCUGUGUACAGGUGCAGUGAUCGGUAAGGUGCUCUGACAACUGAUGCUUAAAGUUAGUGAGGGAGAUAAGAGUCUCCAGCUUCAGAGAUUUUUGCAAUUCGUUCCAGUCAUUGGCAGCAGAGAACUGGAAGGAAUGGCGGCCAAAGGAGGUGUUGGCUUUGGGGAUGACCAGUGAGAUAUACCUGCUGGAGCGCAUACUACGGGUGGGUGUUGCUAUGGUGACCAAUGAGCUAAGAUAAGGCUGGGAUUUGCCUAGCAGUGAUUUAUAGAUGGCCUGGAGCCAGUGGGUUUGACGACGAACAUGUAAUGAGGACCAGCCAACAAGAGCGUACAGGUCACAGUGGUGGGUAGUGUAUGGGGCUUUGGAGACAAAACGGAUGGCACUGUGAUAGACUACAUCCAAUUUGCUGAGUAGAGUGUUGGAGGCUAUUUUGUAAAUGACAUCGCCAAAGUCAAGGAUCGGUAGGAUAGUUAGUUUUACGAGGGCAUGUUUGGCAGCAUGAGUGAAAUAGGCUUUGUUGCGAAAUAGGAAGCCGAUUCUAGAUUUAACUUUGGAUUGGAGAUUCUUAAUGUGAGUCUGGAAGGAGAGUUUACAGUCUAACCAGACACCUAGGUAUUUGUAGUUGUCCACACACUCUAGGUCAGACCCGUCGAGAGUAGUGAUUCUAGUCGGGUGGGCGGGUGCCAGCAGCGUUCGAUUGAAGAGCAUGCAUUUAGUUUUACUAGUGUUUAAAAGCAGUUGGAGGCUACUGAAGGAGUGUUGUAUGGCAUUGAAGCUCGUUUGGAGGUUUGUUAACACAGUGUCAAAUGAAGGGCCAGAUGUAUACAAAAUGGUGUCGUCUGCGUAGAGGUGGAUCUGAGAGUCACCAGCAGCAAGAGCGACAUCAUUGAUAUACACAGAGAAAAGAGUCGGCCCAAGAAUUGAACCCUGUGGCACCCCAUAGAGACUGCCAUAGGUCCAGACAACAGGCCCUCCGAUUUGACACAUUGAACUCUAUCUGAGAAGUAGUUGGUGAACCAGGCGAGGCAGUCAUUUGAGAAACCAAGGCUAUUUAGUCUGCCAAUAAGAAUGCGGUGGUUGACAGAGUCGAAAGCCUUGGCCAGGUCGAUGAAGACGGCUGCACAGUACUGUCUAUUAUCGAUCGCGGUUAUAAUAUCGUUUAGGACCUUGAGCGUGGCUGAAGUGCACCUAUGACCAGCUCGGAAACCGGAUUGCAUAGCGAAGAAGGUACGGUGGGAUUCGAAAUGGUCGGUGAUCUGUUUGUUAACUUGGCUUUCAAAAACUUUCGAAAGGCAGGGCAGGAUGGAUAUAGGUCUGUAACAGUUUGGAUCUAGAGUGUCAUCCCCUUUGAAGAGGGGGAUGACCGCGGCAGCUUUCCAAUCUCUGGGGAUCUCAGACGUUACGAAAGAGAGGUUGAACAGGCUAGUAAUAGGGGUUGCGACAAUUUCGGUGGCUAGUUUUAGAAAGAAAGGGUCCAGAUUGUCUAGCCCAGCUGAUUUGUAGGGGACCAGAUUGUGCAGCUCUUUCAGAACAUCAGCUGUCUGAAUUUGUGUGAAGGAGAAGCGGGAGGGGGGGGGGGGGGGGGGGGGGGGGCAUGGGCAAGUUGCAGCGGAGGGUGCAGAGCUGGUGGCCGGGGUAGUGGUAGCCAGGUGGAACGCAUGGCCAGCUGUAGAAAAAUGCUUGUUGAAAUUCUCGAUUAUUGUAGAUUUAUCGAUGGUGAUAGUGUUUCCUAGCCUCAGUGCAGUGGGCAGCUGGGAGGAAGUGCUCUUAUUCUCCAUGGACUUUACAGUGUCCCAAAACUUUUUGGAGUUAGUGCUACAGGAUGCACAUUUCUGUUUGAAAAAGUUAGCCUUUGCUUUCCUAACUGCUUGUGUAUAUUGGUUCCUAACUUCCCUGAAAAGUUGCAUAUCGCGGGGGCUAUUUGAUGCAUAACGCCACAGGAUGUUUUUGUGCUGGUCAAGGGCAGUCAAGUCUGAGGAGAACCAGGGGCUAUAUCUGUUCUUAGUUCUGUAUUUUUUGAAUGGGGCAUUAUUUAAGAUUGAGAGGAAAUUACUUUUAAAGAAUAACCAGGCAUCCUCUACUGACGGAAUGAGAUCUAUAUCCAUCCAGGAUACCUGGGCCAGGUCAAUUAGGAAGUCCUGCUCGCUAAAGUGUUUUAGGGAGCGUUUGACAGUGAUGAGGGGUGGUCGUUUGACCGCGGACCCGUUACGGACGCAGGCAAUAAGGCAGUGAUCGCUGAGAUCCUGGUUGAAGACAGCGGAGGUGUAUUUAGAGGGUAAGUUAGUCAGGAUGAUAUCUAUGAGGGUACCCAUGUUUAUGGAUUUAGGGUUGUACCUGGUAGGUUCGUUGAUAAUUUGUGUGAGAUUGAGGGCAUCUAGUUUGGAUUGUAGGAUGGCCGGGGUGUUAAGCAUAUCCCAAUUUAGGUCACCAAGCAGUACGAACUCUGAGGAUAAAUGGGGGGCAAUCAAUUCACAUAUGGUGUCCAGGGCACAGCUGGGGGCUGAGGGGGGUCUGUAGCAAGCGGCAACAGUGAGAGACUUAUUUCUGGAAAGGUGGAUUUUUAGAAGUAGAAGCUCAAACUGUUUGGGCACAGACCUGGAUAGUAUGAUAGAGCUCUGCAGGCUAUCUCUACAGUAAAUUGCAACUCCACCCCCUUUGGCAGUUCUAUCUAGACGGAAAAUGUUAUAGCUGGGGAUGGACAUUUCAGAAUUUUUGGUGGCCUUCCUAAGCCAGGAUUCAGACACUGCUAGAACAUCAGGGUUGGCGGAGUGUGCUAACGCAGUGAAUAGCUCAAACUUAGGAAGGGGACUUCUGAUAUUAACAUGCAAGAAACCAAGGCUUUUACGGUUACAGAAGUCAACAAAUGAUAGCACCUGGGGAGUAGGAGUGAUACUGGGGGCUGCAGGGCCUGGGUUAGUCUCUACAUCACCAGAGGAACAGAGGAGGACUAGAAUAAGGAUACGGCUAAAGGCUUUAAGAACUGGUCUUCUAGUGCGUUGGGUACAGAGAAUAAAGGGGGCACAUUUCCGGGCGUUGUAGAAAAGAUUCAGGGCAUUAUGUACAGACAAGGAUAUGGAAGGAUAAGAGUACAGUGGAGGUAAACCUAAGCGUUGGGUAACAAUGAAAGAGAUAGCAUCACUGGAGGCACCGAUUGAGUCGGUCUCCACGUGUAUGGGGGGUGGGACAAAGGAGCUAUCUAAGGCAGGUUUAGCUGGGCUGGGGGAUCUACAGUGAAAUAGUACAAUAAGAAAUAACCGAAACAGCAAUAAGCAAACCAUAUUGACAUGGGAGAGAGGCAUAAAGCAAUCACAGUUGUAAUUUGAGAGAGCUAAGACAACAGCUGGUAAUGGCGACACAGUUUGGGCUGAGGCUAAACAUAAACAGGAUGCGGUACCGUAAAAAGGAACAGUCCAGCAGGCAUCAGCUGUAUAGCUGAGUUAUCAUAAGGUCCGGUGAACAGCAAUAGGAUAGUUCGGAGGUAGUUCGGGGGCUGCUAAAGCACUAGCGAGCAAGAGGCCACAGCUAGCGUGUGCUAGCGGGCCGGGGCUAGCAGAUGGAAUCUUCGUGGUCGACGUCGUAACGGGAAGCCUGUUGUAACCACAUCAGACGAUUUCGUCGGCAGACCAGUCGUGUUGGAUCGGCGGGGCUCCGUGUCAACACUAGGUGGUCCCGUCCGGUUGACAGAGAGGUAGAUAGCCGGGAGAUGGGCCUGGCUCAAAGCUAGCUCAGGCUGAUUAGCCAAACCACAACGGCAAUUUUGUUGCAGCUAGCUGGUAGCGAUGAAUCCGGUGUUAAAGGUCCAGUGAUUCAGUGAUUCCGGCAGAAAAACCGAGUCAUUCAGAAGCUGUCAGAAACUGUACUACUGUACAGUACAGUCGUGGUCAAAAGUUUUGAGAAUGACACAAAUACUAAUUUUCACAAAGUCUGCUGCCUCAGUUUUGAUGAUGGCAAUUUGCCAUGAAAAUGAACUUAAUCCAAAAAAACAUUUCCACUGCAUUUCAGCCCUGCCACAAAAGGACCAGCUGCAUCAUGUCAGUGAUUCUCUCGUUAACACAGGUGAGAGUGUUGACGAGGACAAGGCUGGAGAUCACUCUGUCAUGCUGAUUGGGUUAGAAUAACAGGCUGACAGCUUUAAAAGGAGGGUGGUGCUUGAAAUCAUUGUUCUUCCUCUGUUAACCAUGGUUACCUGCAAGGAAACACGUGCCAUCAUCAUUGCUUUGCACAAAAAGGGCUUCACAGGCAAGGAUAUUGCUGCUAGUAAGAUUGCACCUAAAUCAACCAUCAAGAACUUCAAGGAAAGAGGUUCAAUUGUUGUGAAGAAGGCAUCAGGGUGCCCAAGAAAGUCCAGCAAGCACCAUGACCGUCUCCUAAAGUUGAUUCAGCUGUGGGAUCGGGGCACCACCAGUGCAGAGCUUGCUCAGGAAUGGCAGCAGGCAGGUGUGAGUGCAUCUGCACGCACAGUGAGGCGAAGACUUUUGGAGGAUGGCCUGGUGUCAAGAAGGGCAGCAAAGCCACUUCUCUCCAGGAAAAACAUCAGGGACAGACUGAUAUUCUGCAAAAGGUACAGGGAUUGGACUGCUGAGUACUGGGGUAAAGUCAUUUUCUCUGAUGAAUCCCCUUUCCGAUUGUUUGGGGCAUCCGGAAAAAAGCUUGUCCGGAGAAGACAAGGUGAGCGCUAUCAUCAGUCCUGUGUCAUGCCAACAGUAAAGCAUCCUGAGACCAUUCAUGUGUGGGGUUGCUUCUCAGCCAAGGGAGGGGGCUCACUCACAAUUUUGCCUAAGAACACAGCCAUGAAUAAAGAAUGGUACCAACACAUCCCCCGAGAGCAACUUCUCCCAAGCAACUUCUCCAGGAUGAUGGAGCACCUUGCCAUAAGGGGAACAAAACAUCGACAUUUUGGGUCCAUGGCCAGGAAACUCCACAGACCUUAAUCCCAUUGAGAACUUGUGGUCGAUCCUCAAGAGGCGGGUGGACAAACAAAAACCCACAAAUUCUGACAAACUCCAAGCAUUGAUUAUGCAACAAUGGGAUGCCAUCAGUCAGGAUGUGGCCCAGAAGUUAAUUGACAGCAUGCCAGGGCGGAUUACAGAGGUCUUGAUUUAACAGUCUAAAAAUGAAUGUAGCAACUGCGGAUUGCCCCUUUAAUGCAUUAUUCAGUUAUUCAGUUAUACAGGCCUUUUAACAUUUCCAUGGAGUCAGUCCUUCAAACCACCCAACGUUAUGGGAGGGGGUUCCGUUUUCUCCUUUCAAAUACAGUAGUACUGUGUAGUGUUUGUGAUAUUGUGCAGUAGCUGUCUUACAAUCUCUUUCAUUCACACGGUAACAAAAUGCCUGGCUAUCCUGUAGUGUUUGUGAUAUUGUAUAGUUGUAGCUCAAUCGGUUUAAUAAAAAGGAUACGAGGCUCCCAGCGAGGCUCCCUGUGAGCUGCUUUAAGACAACCACCAAUGUGGAAGGUUCCUGUCAACAGCAUAUCCUCUCUAGUUCUAUAAAUAGAUAACAAGGGCAACCUGUGGAGAAAAAAAGUCAUUUUGAAAGUGCUUCCUGUGGACCUGUGGAGAAAGAGAGUCAUCUUGAAAGGGAUUCCUGUGGGCCUGUGGUGAAAGAAAGUAAUCUUGAAAGGGCUUUCUGUGGACAUAAUCGAUACAACAUUAUCACCACCAAGCUAUGAGGAUCCCACAGUGAAUGACUGAUCAUAGAGAGAUCAUAUGAAUAGAAGUGAAAGAAGUCAUUACAGAACUGAACAUAAAGGUUUAUGAUUUUAAUCCCAUGGCAGAGAGCAAAGAGUGACGCAGGUGUUCAUAAGUGUUCCUUUGGUGCCUUUUUUAAGAACAGGAAGUUGAAAAUUAUACAUUAGGCUUAAGUUAGACUUUAGUAUGGGUUUGUGUGUGUGUGUGUGUGUGUGUGUGUGUGUGUGUGUGUGUGUGCCAAACACAUCACAUAGAUCUCAAAAUAAUCUGUCGCUGAUCCUAAUACAUUUUCGUAAAGCUGCUCUGUGUCGCCUUCAGACUCAUUCAUCAGUAUUCUAAAGUUGUGGCACUGGAAUCUUGUGGCAACAGUGAUCUGUCUUCAUAAACCACUAUAGGCUCUUCAGAAUGCAUAUAAAAUGCAUUUGUAAUUGAUUGAUAAUAUUCGCCCUGACUAGGCACUGAUAAAGGCUAACUAUUCCCUCCACUCUCUUGUGCUUCAAGUUUUAGGUGAGACUUGAUUGAUUUAACAGUCAAUUGGUUUGAUUGAAGUAGUUUUCUUAGGUGCUUUGCCUUUUGGGUAAAAAGACUAAGAAAUCUCUCAUUCUGAUUGGGAAUGAAAACACCAGAUAGUUUGGUAUAAUUUCAAAUACAAAUGAAAAUACUUUGAGGCUGUCACGACUUCCUCCGAGGCUGCCUCCUCUCCUUGUUCGGGCAGGCUUCGGAGUUCGUCACCGGCCUUCUAGCCACUGCCGCUCCUCAUCUCAUCAUUCCAUUUGUUUUGUCUUGUUUAUUACACACACCUGGUUCAUAUCCCCUCAUCAGUACCUGUAUAAGUAUUCCCUCUGCCCCCUUGUCUUUGUGUGUGAUUGUUUAUUGUGGAGGAUAGCGAAGCUCGGUGGAGCGCCGUGUAUUUUGUAUCUCCGGGUUAUUUCCCCGUGUGCCUUGUAUUUUCCAGUGCGCCUGUUUUGCGCACUGGAGUGUUUUUAACGCAUUACUGCGUAACUCUAUGUUUCAGAAUGUAGUGUCUAAAGGUCUAUUGAUUUAGCUGACAUUUGCAAAUGGUGUAAUAGAUGAACUUUACUCUGCUUUGCUGAAGCAUUUGGAAAAGCAUUGCUACAUAGGCUUCUUGGAAUAGAGGACAUUUGGAGAUAUGUGGGAAAGCCGGGGAUUGGUCUGUCAAAAACCACCCAUCUUAUGUUACAUAGGAUAAAUACCAUGUUUUGAACAAAGGACGGGGAGAAACAACAUAUUAACAGAUUGGGAUGUUGUUCUCCAGAUAUCUGCAGAUGUCUGUAAAUUGACGCUGGAAUACUUUGAAAUAAUAAACCUUUAUAAUCAAAGUACAGUGUAAGCGGACUUCUUAUCAUCACAGCAUAAUUAGCAACAUAUUUUGAGACACCACACAGAAUAAAUCCUGUUAUUCUGUGAUUUACCCUCCUGUGCCUGACUCCUUCUAAAUCACCUCAUCACAGAGGCAGUGAUUGUAGAUAUCAUAAAAUAGUUUUUUCAUCAAAGGACUUCUCUUCUCAUUUCAGUGGAAUGCUUGUGUCAGCAAUGCAUACAGUGGAAGAAUUUCAUUUGAAUUUGAUGAUCUGUUCAUUUCCUGAAGUUGAACAUUGUCUAAGCGGGAAUUAUGUUUUGCCUUUGAUCACACUCAAUAGUUAGUCUCUCAGCUACUGCUGCACAACUUCUAAAACGUAUGAUAACAUUUUCAAACAUCAAUAGAAAUGUUUAUAUCUUUGAAAGUGAAUAGAAGAACUUAAAUCUCUUGUAUUCUUCCUCUCCUAUUCUCUCUUUCAUUCGUCUGCUGUACUUUAUAUUCCCCUUUCUCUUUAAUUCAUUCCAUGAAAUUCUCCCUCUCUCUUUCUCUCUCUCUCUCUCCCUGUCUCUGUUUUUCUCUUUCUCUCUCCCUCCCUCUGUCUCUCUCUCUCUGUCUGUCUGUCUGUCUCUCUUCUUUCUCUCUCUCUCUGUCUCUCUUUCUGUCUCUCUCUCUGACAGUCUGGGAGCGCUGGUUGGCCUGUCCAUAGCAGCUGUGGUCCUGCUAGCCUUCAUCAUCACGAUCUGUGUCCUGUGCUAUCUGUUCAUCGCAACCAAACCCAGAGGCCUGGACAACGGCCUGCCCCUCAGAGCACCAGGUAUGUCACCAACAGUGUGACCCGCUAUUACAAGGCAAGGGUCGUAUUCACUAGGCACCAAACAGAAGAAAACUGACUAAAACAGGGUGGGACUACCUGGACUUAAUAAGAACAGCUUGUUUUUGUUUUCUGUUAAAAAACGUUUUGCUACGUUGUGCCCCAAUGAAUACCACUCAUGCCAAAAUCGCUCAAUGCCACAGGAGCCUAUAGAAACCGCCGUAUUAUCAUAUGUUGAGUUGAAGGAUGAUGACAAUAACACAUCAUUUUAUUUGAAGUGUGUUUAUCCCACCCUCAAGGUGUUGCAAUGCUACAGUACAUGAUGGAAACAGAAGAUAUGAACAGAAGUGAAGCUCACCUCUAUGGAAAUAAUUUUAAUUUUAAAUGCCAGAAGGGCUUGGGGCAUUUGUCUUCUGUGGUUCCAGUAGCACUCAGAUUCAGAUCGGAAUGACUUUUGGUGUAUAGGAUGGAGUAAGAUGCCCAUUCCUUAGUAGGAACAAAUAACAUUGAAAAGGGGGGCUGAUUAUGAAUGCUCUAGCAAAGGGCUCUUACAGAUACCAAGGCUGUACUUAAUAUAGGUAGCCUUCUGACAAUAAAAGUGCAGAGAGAGAGAGAGAGAGAGAGAGAGAGAGAGAGAGAGAGAGAGAGAGAGAGAGAGAGAGAGAGAGAGAGAGAGAGAGAGAGAGAGUGUGUGUGUCCUGUGAGUGUGCAUAGAGAUACAAAAAAAAUACAAGGGUAAACUUAGAUAGUCCGUGUAGCCAUUUUGUUAGCUAUUUAGCAAUCUUAUGGCUUGGAGAUUGAAUCUGUUCAGGAGACUGUUGGUGUCAGACUUGAUGCACCGGUACCGGUUGCCGGGCGGAAGCAGAGAGAACAGUCUAUGGCUUGGCUGUCUGGAGUCUUUAAAAAGUUUCCGGCCCAUCCUUUCACACCGCCUGAUAUAGAGGUCCUGGAUGGCAGGGAGCUCGGCCCCAGUGAUGUCCUUGGCUGUCCGCACCACCCUCUGUAGCACUAUGCGAUCGGGGUGGUGCUGUUGCCAUACCAAGCAGUGAUGCAGCCAGUCAAAAUGCUCUCAAUGGUGCAGCUGUAUAACUUUUUGAGGAUUUAAGGGGCCAUGCCAAUCCUUUUCAACCUCCUGAGGGGGAAGAGGCGCUGUCACGCCUUCUUAACGACUGUGUGUGUGGACCAUUUUAAGUCCUUAGUGAUUUGGACACAGAGGAACUUGAAGCUCUCGACCCGCUCCACUGCAACCCCAUCAAUGUGAAUGGGGGCGUGCUCACCCCCCUGUUUUCUUUAGUCCACGAUCAGCUCCUUGGUCUUACUGACGUUGAGGGAGAGGUUGUUGUCAUGGCACCACACUGCCAGGUCACUGACCUCCUCCCUAUAGUCUGUCUCAUUAUCGCCGGGGAUCAGGCCUACCACCGUCGUGUCGUCAGCAAACUUGAUGAUGGUGUUGGAGUCGUGCGUGGCCAAAAGUUGUGGGUGAACAGAGAGUAGAGGAGGUGACUAAGCACACACCCCUGUGGGGCCCCCGUGUAGAGGGUCCGCAUUGCGGAGGUGAUGUUGCCUAUCCUCACCACCUGGGGUCGGCCCAUCAGGAAGUCCAGGGUCCAUUUGCAGAGGGAGGUGUUCAGUCCCAGGGUCCUAAAAUAGGUGACAAGCUUGGAGGGGACAAUGGUGUUGAACGCUGUGCUGUAGUCAAUGAACAGCAUUUUCACAUAGGUAUUCCUGUUAUUUAGGUGGGUGAGGGCAGUGUGGAGUGCAAUUGAGAUUGCGUCUUCUCUGGAUCUGUUGGGGUGGUAUGCAAAUUGGAGUGGGUCUAGGGCAGGGGUGUCAAAGUCAAAUGGACGGAGGGCCAAAUAAAAAAUUUAGCUACAAGCCGAGGGCCGGACUGUUCGAAUGUUCAUUGAAAAAAUUUUAAAUGACGCAUAUAGUCUAGUGAACCUAAUUGAACCUACUGAAAACCUAACAAAUAUAUUCCAAUAUGAUCAGAUAAAUAAAGCAAUAUUUUCUUAUGGCUCUGUCAGUAAUCUUUAAUUUUCAACAGACACAAAAGACAAAUUUCCUUUAUAUAAAAAUCCCCAUAACAUGAACAUUAAAUGAAAGAAACCGGUAUUCAAGGCACCAUCAGUAGCCUAUAUUUUCUAUUUUAGCAAAAGUGGGCUAAAUUUACUUCAAAGAAAAAAACAAUAAUAGCAAUUUUCUAUCAUCCACUCAACUGAAAUAUUUUUAAAAUAUAAUUGGAUUGAAAUACAAUAAAAUAAAGUGCAAAAAUCUAUUAAUCAAAAACAACACUUUGUUUAAGGAGAAGUAACAUGCAGUGAAAACAAAUAUUAAACUUUAACUUUUAAACUUGAACUGAGUAAAAACUCUAAAUAUGUGAUUGCACAGUAAUGUUCACUUGUUUGAGGUUGAGGGUGAUACUUGGUGGUGUCCCAUCUUUUCCACAAGUUCAUCAAUGUUCGGGGUAAGGCUCUGAGCUGAGGAAAUCCUCAGAAUUGAGUGGAGGUGUUCAGCAGUAAGUCGACUUCUGUGUGAUGUUUUGUUCAGGUUCAUCAAAGAAAACAGUUGUUCACACAGGUAUGUGCUGCCAAACAUAGACAACGUUUGAGCAGCCUGGAUGCGCAGCUGGGGCAUUGUGUCGGGGAGGAAACGGGCGAACUCCGCAGCACCCACUGCCGCAUAUUUUGCCCUCAGUGCAUCAUUGCAUUGGAGGUCAAUCAACUCCAUUUGGAGGUUUGGUGGUGAGCUUUCCACGUCAACAGCAAAUGGGUUACCGAGCAGUUCCAACCUGCUUUUUUGUGCUUCAAAGUCAGCAAAUCGGCGUCGAAAGUCAGCGGCAAGCAUACCUAUUUUAUCAGCCAACUGUGCGCUCGGGAACGCACUGGUAGAGAGCUUCUCUUUCAUGGUCUGGCAGCUGGGAAAGUGGCUCAAAUUUUCUUUCCGCAUCUGCGUCUCCCACAGAGUCAGUUUGGUUUUAAAUGCCUUCACUGUACUGUACAUAUCAGAGAUGACAUGAUCCCGACCCUGCAGCUGCAAGUUCAUUGCAUUCAGAUGACUCGUAAUGUCACACAGAAAAGCCAUUUCACACAGAAACAUUUCGUCUCGGAGUUGUGUUGUGUCUUUCCCUUUGCUGUCCAAGAACAGACAAAUCUCCUCACGAAGCUCGAAACAUCUUUGAAGCACCUUUCCCUGGCUUAGCCAUCGCACCUCUGUGUGAUAAGGCAAAUCACCAUGCUCCGUUUCUAACUCCGUCAGAAAUGCCUUGAACUGGCGGUGAUUCAAACCUUUGGCUCUGAUAAAGUUAACUGUGCGCGUGAUGAUGCUCAUUACAUGCUCCAUUUUCAAGGCUUUACCGCACAACGCUUCCUGGUGUAUGAUACAAUGAUAAGCUGUCAGCUCACCUGUCGCGUUUUCCUCUUGCAUCUUUUCCCGUAUCUUGACGCAUAUAGUAUUGGUGCGUGUAAAAGAUCUGCGGGCUGCCGGCUUGCUGCGGUCUGCGGGCCGGUUCUAAUAAUAAAUCAAGAUCAUCCCAGGGGCCGUAAAAAACCUUCUCGCGGGCCGGAUGUGGCCCGCGGGCCUUGACUCUGACAUAUGUGGUCUAGGGUGUCUGGGAUGAUGGAGUUGAUGUGUGAUAUAACCAGCCUUUCAAAGCACUUCAUGAUUACAGAUGUGAGUGCUACAGGGCGGUAGUCAUUGUGGCAUGAAGCCUUAGAGUUCUUGGGAACAGGAACGAUGUUGGUCAGCUUAAGACAUGUUGGGAUUACAGACUGGGACAAGGAGAGGUUGAAAAUGACCGUGAACAUGCCUGCCAGCUGUUCUGCUCAUGCUCUGAGAACGCACCCUGGAAUACUAUCCGGCCCCACAGCCUUGCGAGUGUUGACCUGAUUAAAGAUCUUACUAAUGUCGGCCUUGGAGAACGAGAUCACCCAGUCCUCUGGGUCGAUGGUGGCCCUCACACACGGCACGGUGUUGUUAUUGUCGAAGCGUGCAUAAAAUGCAUUGAGUUCGUCUGGUAAAGAGGCAUCGUUGGGCAGAUCACGGUUGGGUCUUUCUUUAUAAUCUGUAAUGGACUGUAGCCGCUGUCACAUGCGGCGGGUGUCGGAACCUGUGUAAUAUGAUUCCACCUUAUUCCUAUAUUGUCCUUUUGCUCGUUUGAUGACUCUGUGGAGGUCGUAGUGGGACUUCUUGUACAUGUUCCUGUCCUCAGCCAUUGCCUCAGGGUUGUCUGCGAAACCCCUGUGUGCGGUAGCCCUGUCCUUUAGGUUAGCUCGUCGAUAUUAUCGGCAGAGUCUCUGAACAUAUUCCAGUCAGUGCUAGCAAAGCAGGCCUGUAGCAUACUUUCUGAUUCUGAUGACCAAUUCUCAAUGGAGCAAGUCACGGGUACUUCCUGUUUGAGCUUCUGCUUGUAAACUGGAAACAGGAGUACAGAGUCAUUAUCUAAUUUGCCAAAUGGGGGACGUGGGAGUAGGGCUGUGGCGGUCAUGAAAUUCUGUCAGCCGGUGAUUGUCAAGCAAAUAACUGCCGGUCUCACGGUAAUUUACCGUUAAUUAGCAUAAACACGUUUAGCAUCACCUGGCUGCCAUGCAUAGCCUACAAGCCACUGAUGCAGACCUUUGGAACAUCUACAUUUAAAAAAGUAUAAUAAAUCCAUUUAAUAGAGCCUACACCAUCACAAUAAAUCCAUUAUUUAUUUUAGACAGGUCUAAAGAAACAUGAUAUGAAGAAAAUGUAGUCUAUUUCAGAAGAACAGAAUAGCAUACUCUGAGUUGUCCUUAUGUUAGGCCCUGAUAUGGCUAUGCCAUAUGGCUGUGGGCUACACUGGUUAAUUUAGCAGACAAGAUUUGCUUAGAAUUCCGUGACAUUGUUUUUUUAUUAUUUUAUAGUAUGAAGAAUACAACUGAACAUAAACAUUAAUAAAAUAGAAAGGAUAUUUACUCCAAAUGAUUUAAAAGGAUGUGCGCACAUGCGGCUAUUCUGUGUUGAGCGGUAAACAAAGAAACUGGUCCUCUUAUAUGCUUAAUUUAGAGUUAUUUAUGCAACUUUAGUUGUGAUACAAACGUUGGGCUAUAUGUUUUGAUUUUUAAUACAUUCCAAGGCUGCAUGAUGGCACUCUAAUGAUGAUUUGAAAAAAAGUUGCAAGCUGCAAACACUUCAUCAGUCUCUCAUUCACAAUUUGACAAGCACUUGAUAAUAUUCUCACCAGGCCUCGAAUUUCCCAGUGGCAUCCCCCUUUCGUGGCCGUAAUGCCCCCUAAAAGAUCCAUGCCUUUUGCAGCCAAAGUGGCCGUUGUGCCCUUGGCCUGAAUAUAAUAGGCUAAUUAUAAUUCCCUUCUCCUGGCUGCCGGCUGCCGUGCUCCGAAGCACCUCUCACUCACAUGGCUUGCUCAGAUGUAGCAAAUGCCUUCACAUGAAUGGGUCCUUCUCACAGGUAGUUCAGCUAAGAAGUAGGCUACAAGUGAGUGAAGAUAGACACAUCAGGGAAGCAACUGCGCGCGUCCCUCUUAUCAAAUUCCGAGGCGCAUAUUGAAGAUGUUAGAACUGUCCACAUUUAGCCUAUUUUUUGUCAGCCAACAAGAUGAGUAGGCCUAACGAACAGCAAAAGCACUAGCCUAUGUCAAUCUACUAUCCCCCAUAGUACAAAAGUUGACCUAUUCUAUUGGUCAACUUGUCCUUCUGUGCAAUAAAUAAAUAUUCCAAACAUACUCUGGGACAGUUGUGGGAUGCAAUAGAUUCCAAAUUAAUACAAUCACUCGCAUCAAAAAAAUUUGAUAGUUUAGCUUAAAAUGUUGAUGAACUAUUAUGCUAUUUUUUCACAUUAUAAGCGCAGCAAUGUGCACACGGCAGUAGGCUAUAAGCGCAAAUGUUCCAAAGUGCAAUAAAUUAGCGGGAAAACACUGUUCUCGAAAGUGACUGCAAAUGCGAUUAUGCAUGUAAUGCUUUAUUAUAAAGGUGCAUUUUUAUGGUGAAAAUUAUCUUCCCCAAACUUGAAAUGCCAGUAUACCAGUUCGGCUCUACACCGGUUAUAAAGCAGAUUAAUGUGCUUAAUUUUAAGAAGUUAUAUGGCCACUUUAGUUAUGAUACAAACCUUAUCAAAACAUAUAGGCUUAUGGGCUAGGAUACAUGAAGUGUAUCUAUGAUUUGAAAAAGGCGCAAAAAAAAGGUAUGAGCUGUUUCUUGCCUUAAUGCACUAGCUGGGCAUCAUUCACAAGUGAUAAUAUAUCAUUCACAAGUGAUAGGCUAAUAUUGUCACCCUUCAGACUAUUCUUAAUUUAAUAUUGUCUUUACAUAUACUAAAUAAUAGAUAUGUGUGACAUUAGUUUUGAUUUAGAAUGGACCAUAUUAUGCACCUGUCUCGGAACAGGGGCAUGGGAAAAAAAUACAUGUAAUCUCUGCACUAAAAUAGCAAAUGGAGGACGCUUUUCCCAUGGUUCAUUUUCAUGCCAGCCAGGUAGGCUAUACUCCUGUUGUAAAGCGAAGCAACGUGCUUAAUAUUAGGAAAGUUGAUAAAUAAAUAUAGUAGGCCUAGCCUAUACAAAGCUGAUGGGAUCCUCCUCUUUUUAAUAGAGGCCAUCAAAACUCUGCUUUCUCACGCAAUUGCAUAGCCUAUAGAAAUGUUGCGCAACAUGAGCUUAUGGGCUCUCAUGAAGUGUUUGAUUUAGAUUUGGAUUUAUUUGCAUUUCAAGCAGUAAAAUUUGAUUUAAAAAACAGAUAGAAAUACACCUUAUGGAACAGCGGUGACUGUGAAGCAACACAAACAUAGGCACACACAAUAAAAUAGCACUAUACACACACUUACACAUUGAUUUUGUGUUGUAGAUAUGUGGUAGUGGAGUAGGGGCCUGAGGGCACACACUUAGUGUGUUGUGAAAUAUGUUGUGAAUGUAUUGUAAUGUUUUAAAAAUUGCAUAACUGCCUUAAUUUUGCUGGACCCCAAGAAGAUUAGCUGCUGCCUUGACAAAAUACAAAUACAAAUGUCAGAGUGAUUAGAGUGACAAUAGAGUGCUGAGUACCAGGCAGUUAGCAAGUUUGGUAGGCUAUUAAUGACCAUUUGCAGCAUCAGAGCUUGGAGAAGCAUAAUUACCAUGACUAAACGGUCACACGGUAUAUUUUACUGCUGUCAUGACUCGUAACUGCCGGUGUGGCAGUAAUACGGUCACCAUAACAGCGCUACACGGGAGGGCCUGUAUGCUUGCUUGUGGGUAGAGUAACAGUGGUCUAGGACUUUAUCGCCUCUAGUGGCGAAGAAGACAUGUUGAUGGAAGUUGGGCAUCGCGUGUCUUAAUGACGUGGAAUUAAAAUCACCGGCAACAAGGAAAUCAGCCUCCGGGUGCAAGUCUACCUUCUUGUUUAUAGCCUCAUACAGUUCGUUAAGUGCCAGCUUGCUAUAUUUAUUGUCCUGAGGUGAAAUGUGUACAACAGUCACAAUAACAGCUGAAAACUCCCUCGAGAAGUAGAAGGGUCGGUAUUUGACCAUCAGGUGAACAAUGGGUCGAGACUUCCACUGCGCUCGAGUAAGCACACCAUUUGUUGUUGAUGAAGAGGCAAACCUCUCCCCCUCUUGAUUUCCCUGUCUCCACUGUCCUUUCCGCUCGGUUAAUAGAAGAUCCAUUGAGUUGGAUAACCAUGGAGGAAGCCUGCAGGAAGCCAGAAAGCGUCCGUUAAUAGAUAAGUUCACAGUUAAUUUCUUCUCACACCGGCUGAGAUAAUUAUCUGUGUUUGUGUUUGCGUUUGUGUGCGCUUGCGCAUGCGUGUGUGCGUGGUUGCCUCCACAUGAGAGAACCCACUACCUUCCUUCACCCAACAUUCUGCCUGAGUUACUUAAUGAGUCUAAAGCCCAUGGUACACGGGCAAGGAUCCUUCUAAUCCUUCUCUUUUUCGAAAAAUAUUUUCUAUGGCCUUGAACAUGUCUUGGGAAAAGUAUUCAAAUGCUGACUUUUCACAUUUUGUAGCCUUGGAGCUUUCAAUUUGCGCAGCACAUUCAAAACAUGACCCUGUAUAAAGCGUACAUUCUCAUUUGUUUUUAUUUCUCAUGUGUUUGUAUUUUAUCUUAUUUUCUUACCUUUGAUAUACUGCAUUGUUGGGAAAGAGCUUGCUAGUAAGCAUUUCACUGUACUGUUUACACCUGCUGUAUCCUGUUCACGUGACAAAUAAACUCUGAUUUUGAUAUUUUUUAUAUGCAUGAACUGAACUGGGUGAAUACUUUUUCAAACUGUGUGUGUGUGUGUAUGUUUGUGUGUGUCUGUUUGUGUGCCAGCCAGGCCAGCGUAAUAACAAAAUAUACCCCAUGCUGCCAUGCUGAGAAAAACAAUGAAUGCUGCUUUGCCCUUGAUAUUUGAUGAGGAAUCAGAAGAAAAAACAACCAAUCCACAGUGGACUGGACUACUGAUGUUAAUCCUCUGUGAUCAGUUUCAAAGUGGGGGAUGGAACUGAGCUGAUAUUGAAAGGGACGGCUGUCUGCUCGUAAUUGUAAUGUAGAUUAAUGCGGAAUUCAGAGUGCCUUUCGUUAACUACACAACUCUACUCUCAAAAUGAAAGCUUCAUUAAACAAAAACAAAAUGUAGGUCUGAAAAUCAAAAGUCUGUAGCAUUCUCAAAGUAAGGAUUCAGGGUAGUCAUUUUCAUAUGAAAGGCACUCUCACUCACUAACAUUCACUCUCAAUAUGCACCGUUUGACCAGUCGAGCAAUGCCAACCAAUAACUCCCAUUGUGAUCGCCUUUGUCAGAUUGAUAAAGGGAACAGAAUCCAUCAGCUAACUGUCUACAGAGAUCAUGGAGUUUUAGGUUUUUAUAGUGAAAAGAAAGGCUAUAUAAUUAGAAUUCAAUUAGAUGUUGGACAAGCUUGUAGGAGUCCAUUAUUUGUCACUCAGUGUAAUCAGUUUGUGUGAAUGUGGAAGUAGACUGAUUCAUUUUACAAGAUGGUAUUUUUGUCCCUAAUAACAAUAGCGAAAGAUUUUUCCUAUGACAUGUCAAAUUGAUUUUUAUACAGUCUCUAUCUAGCAUUCCUCCUUGUCCUUUCCACUUGAGAUUUCAGUUGGUCAUCCAAUUGUAUGCUUUCCAGCAUGGCUACUCAGAAACCAUAUUUCUUAUGAAUAAGUUGCUACUGGUUCUGGAGUAUAAGGAAAAUAACUAACUCUCAAUAUCAGUCAGCAGAUAUUUAUAACAAUUUAGAGCGGGGACCCAUAGAGAGAAAAGCUCUCCAUCUCAAAGCAAUGUAUUGCAUGAUUCUUCAUCAGACACACCUGAGGGGGUACUUACUUUAAAUAAAUACAAAAUUGAACAAAUGCGAAAACAUUGUAUUUCCAGGUGCUGAACCCAGUCCGCGAGAGGGGCCGAGUCAGAGUCACCCCAGCAGCGCCCCUACGGGUCCCCAAGGGUUUAAGAAGCACUUCCUGAGUGGUAAACUGGACUGUGACAACCAGCCUCCAGACCCAGACCGCCUCUUCCAGAGGUGCUUCAUGGCCACAGUCACCACCAUCAACGUGGAGGGGUCCUCAUAG
Coregonus sp. 'balchen' is the source of this 20184-nucleotide messenger RNA. NCBI's taxonomy places the organism in Eukaryota, Metazoa, Chordata, Actinopteri, Salmoniformes, Salmonidae. The record is from the annotation of a GenBank genome assembly.